AUCACUACGUAGAAUAUAAAAGUCUCCUUCUUACCUAUAAAAAUAACAUUCUUGAUUAAGCGCUCACUCGAAAUACACAACGGAAUAGUUAGAAAUAUAUAUUUUUUUCAAAAAUGGGAAUUUUAUCAUUUGUUCUCGUCAGUGUUUUGGCAUUAAUUAGUGUUCAAGCAGAAGAUACAGAACAUUAUCCAAUAAGAUGGGUUGAAAUUGACAUAAAACCAAUUGUCGAUAAUGAUCGAUUAUUUAAGAAAUACACAGAAUGUAUUAUUUCGGAUAAAAUGAAGGGAUGUCCAAAGGAAGCUACACAAAUAAAAACUGCCGUACCGGAAAUAAUGGAGACACUUUGCAAAAAAUGUCUGCCUCUUCACAUUUCUCGAGGAAAGGAGUACGCUGCUUAUGUUUGUCAAAAACGACCAAAUGAAUCUCUUGCCAUACUCAAAAAACAAGAUCCAACUGGUCAAAUUCGAAAACGUUUUGAGGAAACAUUUGGAGUUGUUGAAGAUUGUAAACAUAUACACGUAUAAAAUGAAAAGAGAAAAAUUUGUUUUCUUUGUUUUUUUUUGUACUAUUCAAUUAUGUAAAUAAUUGUCUGAUAUAAAGUAAGUAAAUUUUUAUUGUAAUAUAUGUUUAUUUAAAAAUAAAUUUUUAUUAUAUAUAAAUAAAUAAA
Molecule: messenger RNA, 667 nt
Organism: Leptopilina boulardi
Lineage: Eukaryota; Metazoa; Arthropoda; Insecta; Hymenoptera; Figitidae
Exons: 2
Coding region: 114-524 (136 amino acids)
Source: RefSeq, a predicted model, not a curated record